Molecule: messenger RNA, 1194 nt
Organism: Vespula pensylvanica (western yellowjacket)
Lineage: Eukaryota; Metazoa; Arthropoda; Insecta; Hymenoptera; Vespidae
Product: glycine-rich protein DOT1-like
Exons: 5
Coding region: 58-1194 (378 amino acids)
Source: RefSeq, a predicted model, not a curated record
AGAAAAAGUUACUGACUAUAAGGAAGAAAGAAUAUUUUCGCUCAUCUCUCAGUGAUCAUGGAGAUCAAAAUCAUCAUGAGAUCAUUUCUUCUAGUCAUUAAUCUGGCGAUAGCUCUAGCUACCUUUGGCCACGAACACGUUCAUAUAAGGAUUCACGUUCCCGAGUUGGUUCAGCAUCACGAGAAAAAAGUCAUCAAGUAUGAGGAACAUGGUGGACAUGGUGGUGGUGGUGGUGGCGGUGGUGGUGGAGAUGAUCAUCAUAUUGAAAUAACGAGUCCAGGAAUCGGUGAUCUUGGUGGUGGUCAUGGAGGAGGAGGAGGAGGAUUCGGAGGUGGUUUUGGGGGUGGCCAUGGUGAUUUAGGAGGUGGUGGAUACGGUGGAGGUCAUGGAGGUGGAUUUGGAGGAGGUCACGGUGGUGGAUUUGGUGGAGGUCACGGAGGAGGAUUUGGUGGAGGUCACGGAGGAGGAUUUGGUGGAGGAGGAGGAGGUGGAGGAGGUUUUGGAGGUGGUCACGUGAUCGUUCACCAUUCAUCAGGAGGAUUUGGUGGUGGUGGCCAUGGAGGAGGAGGAGGAGGAGGAGGAGGUGGAGGUUUCGGAGGAGGUCAUGGCGGAGACGGUGGUUAUGGAGGUGGACAUGGAGGCGGACAUGGAGGUGGACACACAGUUAGUUUGACCGGAGGAUUCGUCACACUUGGUGGCGGUGGCGGCGGUGGUGGUGGUCAUGGUGGCCAUGACCUUGGCGGUGGUUAUGGAGGUCACGGUGGUUUCGGAGGUGGCCAUGGAGAUAUUAUAGAAACCAUUCACACUAGUGGUGGUGGUGGUGGUGGUGGCGGUUACGGUGGUGGUGGCUACAGCGGCGGAGGUGGUUUCGAUGAUCACGGAGGACAUAGUUUUGGAGGUGGUGCUAGUUUUAGUAGCCAUGGAGGAGGUUAUGGCGGUGGUGGUGGUGGUGGUGGUGGUGGUGGACACGAUAUAGGUGGAGAUGAUCAUUCCAUCGGUUCCAGUAGUUAUGGAAACAGUAUUUCUUCUGAUUUUGGAAGCAGUGGACAUGGUGGAAGUAGUUUCAGUUCAGGAGGUGGUUAUGAUUCUUACUCGUCCGGUGGACAUUCGUCGUACAGUGGUGGAGGUGGAGGUGGCGGUGGCGGAUACGACGGUGGUCAUGGUGGUUUCUCGGGUUAUCACAAAAGAAAAUAA